Molecule: messenger RNA, 2265 nt
Organism: Colletes gigas
Lineage: Eukaryota; Metazoa; Arthropoda; Insecta; Hymenoptera; Colletidae
Exons: 1
Coding region: 127-1623 (498 amino acids)
Source: RefSeq, a predicted model, not a curated record
UCGAUGUGAGGAUUGCAAUCCGCUGGGCAUGUGACGGAGCAGAACACGGACCCGAGUGCCGAGACGUCGGAUCAAACACGGGAAUCCGGGCCCAGCGGUGUGCAAGUCCAGAAUCAAGAUCAGAAUAUGCUUCAGCAAUAUCGCGGCGUUGGUCACAAUUGUCAAGGGCCGCGUUGCGUGUGCCAAAGGUACGAGAACGGAGAGCUGGCAGCCGUGGUCAUGAAUCAAAACAGAAGCAACCAAGAGAGGGACGACAGUUAUCAGAACGUGAGCCGUGGUUCGCGGGCCUUUCAAAAUCGACUCGGUGGCUCGGUACAGGUGUACCCUAACCUAAAUCCAAAUUAUCAAAAUCCGGUGGACAUCGUUCGUAAUUAUAAUCGGAACCGACAACCGCAAGAGCCCGAGGAAAAUAUUUACGAGAGAUUGGACAACGACGACGACGACGAGAACGCGGACAACCGGGAAGUUGGUCGCAACGAGCCCGUGGCACAGAAUCAGAACAACCUAGGCGACCACACGUACGAGAGAAUAGACGAUCGUUAUUCUUGCGCCAACAGAAUGUAUUCUCGUUGCUACAAAUAUCAUAUUUUGAAUCACAUCGCCGUGCCGAAUUUCUUGAACGACGUGGAGCCCAGAAGCUCGAAUCAAUACGAUCAACCGAGGCAAAUAUAUCUGGACUCGUCCCGAUUGUCCAGUCAAUUCUGUCAGAAUCGGUUGGGCAGACUGGGCCGCAACUGUUUCUCCACCGAAAACAUUGCUUAUGCGUCCACCGGACGUACCGUUUACCCGCUUGGUUACAGUUGCAUGUGUUCGUUCUGCAGACACUUGGACAGUAGGUAUUUGUGCCAACAUUGCCAUAAUCUACACAACCGACUACGCUAUCAGGAUGGACUGGCUGGCAAUUCUAGACAUUAUAUAUAUCAGUUGCCGAGGAACUGCAGGUGCCCCUUUUGUCGCGGUGAAUACUCCUACGUGAAACUGCCCGUUACUUCCUGUCGAUCUGCCGAACCCUGGAGGAUGGAAUGCCACUGUAGAAAUCCUAGCAAUUGUUCUUGCAGAUGCAAGGUUCUGGCCAACUGUAAUUCUACCACCCAAGUCGGUAGAUAUCUCGAUUGGAUCAACAGAUCUGGACCGUCGGUUAACAAUCCGCUUUACGCUACAAUCCACAUUGGCAGACCUUGUGUCUCGGCUCUUGGGAAUGCGGCCAACGGAGGAAACAGCGUGGAACCUGGUGCUUCCACGUCGAACGCGUCUGCGUCUGCGUCUGCGUCCGUAGCCAACGAGCCUGGUACGUCCUCGAACGUCAGACCGAUGUUCUCCCCGAACAAUCCUUCCACUUCGCGCGCUUCCGUUUGCUCUGCUAAUCGCGCCACCGAGCGACAACACACGUGCGACGAUUCGUGCAUCAGAAACCAGAGCGGAAGCGUGGCUGGCAUUUGCCAGUUUUUCGGCAGGUGCGAGAGAGCGGAAUGCAACCACAGCAGACUAUCCGUGCACUGGUGGGUCGUCAACAAAUGGUUGCCAUCUUGGAAUCCUAAUAAUUUUGACAGGAAUAUGGACGCCGUUCCCGCGAUGGAAGAAGAAUCCCGUAACCAGCACGAUAGUGAUAGCGACGAAGCUUAAACUCGAGGGGGUUUAACCUAACCUAAAUGCAGUCAUCAGAUAUCGAUGUUUUAUUAUUCGAACGCCAAUGAUAUUUCUGUAUCGAGACUCUUUGAACAAUACUGGACUCAAUAUCCGUGUCCCUUUAUUUUUAACGAAAAUACGAUAAUAAAAUUGUUGCAAUUUGUGAUAUUUGAUAAAAUAAUAUAUACUUCUCCAUACGCGAUAGACAAGUUGUAUCGACGAUACUACGUUGAAUUGUUUGUUUUUUUUUUAUAUAACGACGAAUAUAUAUAGUUUCUUACGGAAUGAAUUGAAAAUCGACAGACAAAUAAUUUCUGAGCCCCGAUGAGAUUGAAACGAUUUUUUUAGAGGCAUCGUAAAUAUUUAAGAAGAGUUCGUGCAUGUAUUGACAAUAAGAUCGCUUUAUAUGUGCUCUGAUAUUCACAGAUAUAAUAUACUUGAAGGUUAAAUAAACACGAAUUACGGUCAUACGUUUGUAAGUAUGGUUUCGAUUAAGCGUACGAAUAAUUUAAUACUUCGAAGAAACUUAGAAACUAUUUGAACUAAUGAUUUUUUUAUUCUUUUACAAUAAUUAUCGAUUGUUUUAAUAUACGGUACGAAAAGUCGCCAAUUUAUCCUGUUAAUUAUCGUUAUAAGAGA